Molecule: messenger RNA, 3447 nt
Organism: Chaetura pelagica (chimney swift)
Lineage: Eukaryota; Metazoa; Chordata; Aves; Apodiformes; Apodidae
Gene: MICAL2
Product: microtubule associated monooxygenase, calponin and LIM domain containing 2
Exons: 26
Coding region: 1-3447 (1148 amino acids)
Molecular function (GO): FAD binding; protein binding
Source: RefSeq, a predicted model, not a curated record
AUGGGGGAAAACGAUGAUGAAAAAUACAAUCAAGCCGGCCAGAUAUUUGAAAACUUUGUACAAGCAUCAACAUGCAAAGGUACUAUUCAGGCCUUUAAUAUUCUUACUCGCCAACUUGAAUUGGAUCCUUUCGACAACAGGAACUUUUACACCAAGCUGAAGUCAAGAGUGAACACGUGGAAGGCCAAAGCUUUGUGGAACAAGCUUGAUAAAAGAGCAAGUCACAAAGAGUAUAAACGUGGAAAAUCUUGUAUGAACACUAAGUGUUUAAUUAUUGGAGGUGGCCCAUGUGGCUUGCGAACUGCCAUUGAACUUGCCUUCCUGGGAGCCAAAGUCGUCGUCGUGGAAAAGCGGGACACUUUUUCAAGAAACAAUGUGUUGCAUCUCUGGCCAUUUACAAUCCAUGACCUCCGGGGACUGGGAGCAAAGAAAUUUUAUGGAAAAUUCUGUGCAGGAUCUAUUGAUCACAUCAGUAUUCGACAACUUCAACUUAUCCUCUUUAAAGUUGCACUCCUCCUAGGAGUUGAAAUCCAUGUGAAUCUCGAAUUUGUGAAAGUCUUGGAACCUCCCGAAGAUCAAGAAAACCAAAAGAUAGGUUGGAGGGCUGAAUUUCUUCCCAUGGAUCACCCUUUGUCAGAGUAUGAAUUUGAUGUUAUUAUUGGUGCAGAUGGCCGCAGGAACACAUUAGAAGGCUUCAGGAGGAAAGAGUUUCGUGGGAAACUGGCUAUAGCCAUCACUGCCAAUUUUAUAAACAGAAAUACAACUGCAGAAGCCAAGGUAGAAGAAAUUAGUGGUGUUGCUUUCAUCUUCAAUCAGAAGUUCUUCCAGGACCUUAAGGAGGAAACAGGAAUUGACCUGGAGAAUAUUGUUUACUAUAAAGAUAGCACUCAUUAUUUUGUGAUGACAGCAAAAAAACAGAGUCUUCUGGACAAAGGAGUGAUUAUUAAUGACUAUAUCGAUACUGAGUUGCUCCUCUGUGGGGAAAAUGUGAACCAGAGCAAUUUGCUGUCCUACGCCAGAGAAGCUGCUGACUUUGCAACAAAUUACCAGCUGCCUUCCUUGGAUUUUGCAAUUAAUCACUACGGGCAACCAGAUGUAGCAAUGUUUGAUUUUACUUGCAUGUAUGCUUCUGAAAAUGCUGCACUAGUGAGAGAGAGGCACAGACAUCAGCUCCUGGUGGCACUUGUUGGAGACAGCUUGCUUGAGCCCUUCUGGCCAAUGGGUACUGGCUGUGCAAGAGGCUUCCUAGCUGCUUUUGAUACUGCAUGGAUGGUGCGGAGCUGGGCGCAAGGAAAACCCCCCUUAGAAAUCCUUGCUGAGCGAGAGAGCAUUUAUCGACUCUUGCCUCAGACUACCCCUGAAAAUAUUAACAAGAACUUUGACCAGUAUACCAUUGACCCUGGAACAAGAUACCCCAACUUGAACUCAAGCUGUGUUCGGCCUCACCAGGUGAGGCAGUUAUAUGUUACCAAUGAGUUACAACAAUGUUCUCUGGAAAGAGUAAGCUCCAUUAGAAGAUCAGUGAAUCUCUCAAGACAUGAGUCAGAUAUUCGACCUAACAAGCUUUUGACCUGGUGUCAGAAACAGACAGAAGGGUAUCGUAAUGUUAACGUCACAGACCUGACUACCUCCUGGAAAAGUGGCCUUGCUCUGUGUGCGAUUAUCCAUCGCUUCAGACCUGACCUCAUUGACUUUGAUGCUCUGAACGAAGAGGAUGUUGUCAAAAACAACCAGCUGGCAUUUGAUGUUGCUGAGCAGGAGUUUGGGAUCCCCCCUGUGACCACAGGGAAGGAGGUGGGGUCAGCCGGGGAGCCCGACAAGCUCAGCAUGGUCAUGUACCUCUCCAAGUUCUAUGAACUGUUCAGGGGCACACCUCUGCGGGCAGUAGAUGCUGGUGACAAGCAAAAUGGAGAAAAUAAUGAUCUUUGUUCAGCAAAAUCAUCUAACUUCAUCUUCAAUAAUUACAUCAAUUUAACUUUACCAAGAAAACGAGUACCAAAGGUUGACGGGAAAACAGAAGAGAAUGAGACUAAUAAAAGACGUCGAAAAGGUCUUUUUGGUGUCUUUGAUGAGGCCUCUGGCUUUUCAAGCCAAGGGACCAAUGCUGGGAAAGAGCAGAGCGAUGGCAGAGAAGGCACGAACCAGAAUAAAGUUAAAUCAAUGGCAACUCAACUGUUGGCAAAGUUUGAAGAGAAUGCUCCAAAUACAAUUCUUCGGAGGCAGGAGCCAAUAGUUAGACCAGCCCUGCACUCUUCUGACCCUCCUGUUAAUCCUCGCUUUGCUAAACCUAAGGAUCUAAGUCUUCUUCCACCUCAACCAAAAAGGCAGUUUCAGGUGGUAGCUAGGAGUGAACACGAGGUCAGGGAACCCAAAAAGUCUUUAAAUGGUUCUGAUCAUAUGGCCAGGAGAGAAAAGACUGUACAAAAAACAGAUACUCAGCCCAGUCUGUCAGAAACCUCUGAAAAUCUCGCAUCUGCCUGUUCUGCUGCAUUUGUACUUUCUGGAGUGCUUAAGCGUCUUCAGCACCUGGAGGAAAAAAUGAAACAGAGAAGAGCUCAGACUGUAGCAAAUAGGGAGUUCCAUAAAAAGAACAUUAAAGAGAAGGCAGCGCAUCUUGCCUCAAUGUUUGGAUACAUGGAAUUUCCAAAGAAUAAGCUACCUACUAAAGGCUUAUCCCAUUCUCAGCCCCCAACUCCCACUUGCCCUCAGCCUCAUGAUUCAGCUGCUGCCUCUUCUCCAUCAUCUGUUGAUUCAGCUUCCCCUGCUGUUCCUUCUAGACAGAUUGCUUCCAUGGGUGGAGAACAGAAAUCAACCAACCUUAUGAAUUGCAAGAUGACUGUAGGAAAGGUCUCACGUGCAAUUGGAGCUGUGGCUGAAGUUCUUGUCAAUCUCUAUGUGAAUGAUCACAGACCCAAGCCACAGCUUCCCCCCCUUGAACUGAAGCAGUCUCUGGACAGAGCUACAGGUCCCUGCCCCAUUCCUCACUGUCAAUCUCCUGCCGCCACUGCUCAGAGCUGUCAGGUAUCGGGAAGUGAAGGAUCUCUGCGAAAAGAAUUUCCUCAGUCUAUUGGAGGGAGUGACAUUUGUUAUUUCUGCAAAAAACGGGUAUAUGUUAUGGAGCGGCAGAGUGCAGAAGGCCACUUCUUUCAUAGGGAGUGCUUCAAGUGUGAAAAAUGUUCUACAACACUCCGUUUAGGAAUUUAUGCCUUUGAUGUUGAAGAAGAUAAAUUUUACUGUAAAGCUCAUUUUAAGCAGUGCAAAAUCAGCAGUAAACACAGAAAGAGAAGAGCAACAUUACAGCUCCAGGGAAAGGAAGCCACAGAAGCAUGGAAGAAAGAGGAACACACAGAGACCACCACAGAAAGCACUUUGUCUACUGCUAGCAGUCCAGAGGACAGGUCCCCAGUCCAAUUCAUCAUUCCGGUGCUGCACCCACUCACUGACUGA